Messenger RNA from Neospora caninum, 2229 nucleotides. RefSeq names its product KLLA0B04587p, related. The record is from RefSeq and is a predicted model, not a curated record. The coding region runs from base 1 to 2229 and encodes 742 amino acids. Gene Ontology annotation, biological process: endocytosis. Gene Ontology annotation, cellular component: endosome; clathrin vesicle coat; plasma membrane. NCBI's taxonomy places the organism in Eukaryota, Apicomplexa, Conoidasida, Eucoccidiorida, Sarcocystidae. Gene Ontology annotation, molecular function: phospholipid binding; clathrin binding. The transcript is spliced from 12 exons.
AUGUCGUCGCUUUUCUCGCAAGAGAAAAUCGACAAGCUGGCAGAUAAGCUGGGAGUCUUCGUUUCUGUCGCCAGCGAAAAGGUCAAGGAAGUUACCGAGAAGACGCUGAGCAAAGACAGCCCACUGGAGAAGAACCUGAAAGAGGCGACGAGCGACAAGAACUGGGGAUGUCCGACGUCGGUGCUGAGCGAAAUUGCCAGGUGCUCCUUCAACUGCACGGACUACAUGCAGAUUAUGAAGUUUCUGUGGACGGCUCUGGCCGAGCCUCCGAAGAAAUGGAGACGAAUCUACAAGACCCUGACGCUGCUUGAGUACCUUCUGAAGAACGGAAGCGAGCGCGUGGUGGAGGAGACGCGAGAAAAUCAGUUCGCUCUUCGUGUUCUUCAGCAGUUCAGCUUCACGGAGGAAGGCCGAGACAAAGGAGCAGGAAUUCGUGAAAAGGCGAAGCUCGUGUGCCGACUGGCCUUCGAUCCGGAGCUGCUGAAAGAGGAGCGAGAGCUAGCCCAGAAGAACAGAAACAAGUUCGUGGGGAUCGGCGCACGCGGCGAAAGGACAGGCGCAGGGUUUUCUUCCUUUAGCUCCAGUUCUUUCUCGGGGUCUGCCUCCUCGUUCUCUUCUUUCUCCGGAAGCAAUGUGGGAAAUCUCGGCAGUCGCGCGCGAGCCGGCGAAGUCCACACGGCUGGGCGGCCGUUCGGCGCGUCGCGCUCCGCUGGAGCUGCCGGUGUGAGUUCGGCAAAAUCGCGAGACGGACGACAGAGCCCAACGAACUCUCUGCAGCGAGGCGAGGCAGAGGGAAGUAGCGAGAGACGGGCGUCGCCGUCGGGCAGUCCCCAAGCGCAUUCCAGCAAGGGUCGCGCAGAAGAGGAGAGGAAAGAGCGAAAAAAGGGUAGCUCCGGAAGCAAGAAGAAGGAAGACAAGGAGGAAGGAGAAAAACCUCGACGCAAACACCGCGUCAACGGCCAACUCACUCCCGGCGACGACCUGCUGGCUCUGGAUGAGCCGCCGAGCUCGACGCGCGCGGAGGGGGGGACUGCCUCGGCCGCUCCGUUCCCCUCCGAUUCUCUCUUCGGAAACGGUAGGCACGUGCUGUUCCACGCAAAACACCAGGCCCUGGGUCCGCACAGAACUUUGGACUUCUUCGGCUCGCCAGAAGAAAGCCGGCAGUCGGACCUGCACGGCGCGCUCUGGGACUUGUGUCUUACUGUCUCCGUUGGUGUGUCUCCUCCCUACCUCGAUCCCAAUGACAACUGGGGCAAUUUCACUGCGGCGCCGGCCUCAACAGCCGCGCCCGCGAACGGCGCCCAGGCGAACACUGCGAGCAGCAACCUGCCUUUCGAGUUGUUUCCUUCCUUUCCUGGCGGAAAUCCGUGGAGCGGCGCGCCGGCGAUGGGCCCUAACGGCAACGCGAACAGCAACGCGUCCAGCGACUUCUUCGGGAAUUUCCAGGCUGCACCAUCGCAGCCGGCGUCGGCGCCCACCGGGGUUCCGGCGGCUCCUGUCUCCUCCAUCGACUUCUUUGCCGACGCAUCGCCCGCCGGACCCCCCCCUCCGAAUCAAGGCCCAGCUGUCAUGGCUCAGCCUCCAACAGGCGCCGACAAAAAUCCCUUCUCCCCCCCAGCCGCCGCCUCUGUCGCUCCACAGGCACCAAAGGACGGUUUCUUCUCGGAUUCGCGAUUCGCCAUGUUGAGCAUGAACCUCACAGAGAACGGGACCCAGUCGCGGGCUCACCCGGGAGCCGCCGGCGCCGCGUUUAGCCUCACGUCUCCUGGCCCCUCCUUCUCUGUCUCUGGCCCGAAUUUGAACGCGAAUCGGACACCACAGCCGACAGGUUCUGACACUGCCGGCGUCCCCGCUGCUAUGGCGGGUCCCGCGUUUUCUGCGAACGCUGGAUUGUCGAACGGUUUCCCGGCCCCGCAGGCGCCGGCGGCUUCGCCCUUUUAUGGUCAGGCACCUUCCGCUCCGUUUGGAGGCCCUCAAGCGGCUCAUCCGACUUUCCCUCUUCAGCCGACGCCUCAAGCCGGCUGCUCGGCCACUGCGUUUCCUGCCUCGUCCUCUACUCCUUUCUGUGGAGCCCCAGCAGGCGCCGGCAGCGCGGCGGGAGGGGCCUUCGGAGCCUUUCAGACAGCCGCACCCGCGUUUGGAGCCCUAGGCGGCCAGCCCUCUGGAGGCGUGGGCGGCGCAGCUGUGCUGUCCCCGUUUCCAGGGUCGCCUGCCACGACAGGGUUCUGA